CAUAACAAAUCAAGCUAUGUUUUGAAUGCCGGACGUACCAUUUUCUAGCCCAUUUUAAAUCAUUCGCCAAACAAAUCCUGCUGGUAAAUUACGUACACUAGCUGCGUAGUUAACCCAACGAUAACAGAGCAAUAUGUCUGACUCAGAUACAACUGAUUCUGAUUGCGGUGUACGGUACAAAACAACCACCACAAGACACAAACAUACAUCAUCGGGCGCUUCUUCAUCAUCGAGAGCCCAUACAGAGCGAUCAUCGUACCGUGAGGAACAUCACAGCUCAUCACGACACUCCGAUCGACGCCGAUAUCGCCGCAGUCGUAGUAAAAGCCCCGAUCGUCGACGUCACCGUCGAAGAUCUCGCUCGAUUGAUUCUCCCUCCCGAUCACGAUCCAAACAUUACACAUCGCGAUCGUCAAAGAAUGAUAAAUCUCCCACAAAAGAUCCACCCGCAGAAAAGGUACUAGAUAUUUCCGUGUCUUCCGUGUCUUCGCAAGAUGACCAACCGGAACAACAGCCCUGUGCCGCUAACAAUCGUUCUGACGAGAGUUUUGGACCUACAUUGCCACCAUCCUUGACAAAAGCCUCCGAUAGGGAGCGUAAUACACUUGGGGAAAACAAUCACGAUGAGCCGAUUGGACCAGCAUUGCCGCCACAUUUGCAGAACAGCAAAUCAAAGGAAAGGGAUGAACCCAUCGUUCCUGAACCACGUUGCAUUGGACCGGCGCUACCUCCUGGGUUCGUUGCUUCGCAAAUAUCCGAUAACGAACAUAUUUCGUCUGAAUCGGAACUUUCUCCAUUUUCUGAACCGGAAGAAGAAGCAGAAGAAGAAGAGGAGCAUGAUAUUGAAGACUUUAUUGGGCCUCUACCGGGCACGUCUAGCUCGCGCGUAAAUGUUGAACUAGAGCAACGCGCGCUGGAGUUGAAGAUACGGCAAAUGGAGGAAGCAACAGCCCUUGCGAAUGGCAGUGGAUCAUCCACUGUACCGAAAUCUCGCGAAGACUGGAUGCUGGAACUACCAGAUAUUCGCAAGAUCAGCGAUAUGGGACUAGGAGCGAGACAGUUCCGUACACGCGAAAAGGCCGAAAUUGGUGACCGUUCUGUUUGGACGGAUACACCGGCCGAUCGGGAGCGUAAAAAGAAGGCUACCGGAUCGGAACGUUCCUCCAAGCAUAGUGAUGCUGUGACGGAACGCGAUCGUGAACGCGAGCGAUCGCUUAUUGCCAAGCGGGACAAAGAGCAAGAAAAGAUGGUAAAGCAACAUAAAAAGAAACACAAACGUGACAAAACGUUAGUGGAAAUACAUCAGAGCAAACUGAAGAAGGACAAGCAAGCAUCCAGUGAUAGUUCCGAACCGACAAGAAGACCAUUCGAUCGAAAUUUGGAUCUGCAUGCAAAUCGCUUUGACGAUGCCCAAAAGAAAGCAAUUAUGAAGAAAGCGCAACUACUAAAUUCACGGUUUUCCAGCGGUAGUUCGAAAUAUUUGUAAAAACUUGUCGUCGAUUGCUGAUGAGUAGUGAUAGUGGCACAGAUUGUGCACGAUGAGGAAUAUUUUGUACGUUUUACAUUACUGAACAACUAUGAACAUUGUUUUAGGUUCAAUAAAUAUAGCGAUCUAUGACUUCAAAAA
Molecule: messenger RNA, 1627 nt
Organism: Anopheles funestus (African malaria mosquito)
Lineage: Eukaryota; Metazoa; Arthropoda; Insecta; Diptera; Culicidae
Product: GPALPP motifs-containing protein 1
Exons: 3
Coding region: 134-1486 (450 amino acids)
Source: RefSeq, a predicted model, not a curated record